UCUGUGAAUAAAACGCGGGGGCGUUAUCCGCAGACCACGUCAAUGUUACUGCUAUAUAGCGGUAUACUCCAGCACUUACUCGGUCCAUUCUCUUUCUACACGCGAGUUCAAGAUGAUCUAAUAAUCACCUUGACAUUUGGCAUCAAGUGCACUUCUUGUUUUUUUCAUUUCCCCUGUAGAUAGGUAUACUUAAAUUAUACCAAACAUAUAAUUUAGUGCGCAUGAGCCUGACGCCUAGGCAUGGAUUCAAUGAUACAUUAAAACAAAACCAUUUGGAUCGAGACCGCUUCGAUAUAGUUUUGAUUUGGCAGCUGACAAUCAAUGAAGACCUAAAUUAAUUUUCACGAGAAGAUGAAGAUCGUUCUGCAGCUCAUUUUUUCAUUUGUCAWUUUAUGGCCAACAACGCUUUCUCAAAAUUACUACGUUCCAAUUCAAGAAAAUGAGGUGGCUUACGAAUUUCAUUACAAUAUCAAUGACUUGCUAUCAGGAGUUAUAACACAUCGUUGGGAAUCAAAGUACGGUGAUUACGUAAGAGGAUCGUAUAGUUUUCUAGAGUCUAAUGGUAUGAUUAGAAAUGUGAACUAUGAAGUCGAUGGAAAACGUGGUUACAGGGCAAUAACGAAAUUUUUGAAACCACAACAAAGUAUGGCACUUCCGGGAUUUCCCAGGAGCGAUCCCGAGAAGAAAUAUUCCCGUUCCCGGGAAUUCUUGAUAACGCCAGGAAUGGGAAUUCCCGGAAAUCAAAAAAAUUGCCGAAAUGUCGAAGCAAUAAAUAUAUAAUAUUUAUUUUGUAUAAUAUUAUCAACAUGAUAAAAUAACAUCAUUAAUUAUUAUUAUUAUUAGUACGUUAUGACCACUCACCACUAAUAUUACAACAACUACACCUCACCAACCAA
Diuraphis noxia (Russian wheat aphid) is the source of this 896-nucleotide messenger RNA. RefSeq names its product cuticle protein 19-like. Gene Ontology annotation, cellular component: extracellular matrix. NCBI's taxonomy places the organism in Eukaryota, Metazoa, Arthropoda, Insecta, Hemiptera, Aphididae. The record is from RefSeq and is a predicted model, not a curated record.